Messenger RNA from Suncus etruscus (white-toothed pygmy shrew), 906 nucleotides. It is a transcript of the gene PMM1, whose product is annotated as phosphomannomutase 1. NCBI's taxonomy places the organism in Eukaryota, Metazoa, Chordata, Mammalia, Eulipotyphla, Soricidae. Gene Ontology annotation, biological process: GDP-mannose biosynthetic process; protein N-linked glycosylation; mannose metabolic process. Gene Ontology annotation, cellular component: cytosol. Gene Ontology annotation, molecular function: phosphomannomutase activity. The record is from RefSeq and is a predicted model, not a curated record.
GGCCCCCUUCCCGCGCCGCGCGCUGCAGCCAUGGCGGUGACCGCGGAGGGCGCCCGCAGGAAGGAACGCGUCCUCUGCCUGUUUGACGUGGACGGGACCCUCACGCCCGCCCGCCAGAAAAUCGACCCCGAAGUGGCCGCCUUCCUGCAGAAGCUGCGAGGCCGUGUACAGAUCGGAGUGGUAGGCGGCUCCGACUACUCUAAAAUCGCGGAGCAGCUGGGCGAGGGGGAUGAAGUCAUCGAGAAGUUUGAUUAUGUGUUUGCGGAGAACGGGACGGUGCAGUACAAGCAUGGACGGCUGCUGUCCAAGCAGACCAUCCAGAACCACCUGGGGGAGGAUUUGCUACAGGACUUGAUCAACUUCUGUCUCCACUACAUGGCCCUGCUCAGACUGCCCAAGAAACGAGGGACCUUCAUUGAGUUCCGGAAUGGCAUGUUGAACAUCUCGCCCAUCGGCCGGAGCUGCACCCUGGAGGAGCGCAUCGAGUUCUCGGAACUGGACAAGAAGGAGAAGAUCCGGGAGAAGUUUGUGGAUGCUCUGAAAACUGAGUUUGCUGGCAAAGGGCUGAGGUUCUCCCGAGGAGGCAUGAUAAGCUUCGACGUCUUCCCCGAGGGCUGGGACAAGCGCUACUGCCUGGACAGCCUGGACCAGGACUGCUUCGACACCAUCCACUUCUUCGGGAAUGAAACCAGCCCUGGCAGGAACGACUUUGAGAUCUACGCAGACGCCCGGACGGUGGGCCACAGCGUGGUCUCCCCACAGGACACGGUACAGCGCUGCCGGGAGAUCUUCUUCCCGGAGACGGCCCACGAGGCGUGACCUGCCACCCUCCAGAUUCAGACUUCCGAGGAGCCCCUCAAAGAGCCCUGGCCCAGUGGGGGGCUGUGCAGCAGCUCUGCCUCCUCA